Messenger RNA from Corticium candelabrum, 3562 nucleotides. RefSeq lists its product as uncharacterized. The record is from RefSeq and is a predicted model, not a curated record. Gene Ontology annotation, biological process: sulfur compound metabolic process. Gene Ontology annotation, cellular component: mitochondrion. The transcript is spliced from 4 exons. Gene Ontology annotation, molecular function: heme binding; molybdenum ion binding; molybdopterin cofactor binding. The coding region runs from base 1 to 3324 and encodes 1107 amino acids. Lineage: Eukaryota; Metazoa; Porifera; Homoscleromorpha; Homosclerophorida; Plakinidae.
AUGUUUACUCGGGUGACGGCUCCGUGUCGCUUCUCGUUGCGAUUCCCGAUUUUAUUCAGUAAGAAUGCGGCGCACCAAGCAACAAAUCGACCUUCCAGGAGGUCGCACUUCGUCGCAAUAGGCGCAGGAAUUGCAGCAAGUGUAGCAGUCUAUACUGUAUGGAGACGACGGCCACGUGCUUAUGUUGUCAGCGCUAUUGAAAGCAACAGGGCAUCAAAAACUCAAACACAAGACGGACGGCAUGAUCACGAGCUUCCCGUCAUCACCAGAGCGGAAGUGGAGCGCCAUACUUCCAAACAUACGGGCAUUUGGGUGACAUACAAAGAAUACGUGUAUGAUAUCACCGACUUUAUAGAAUCACAUCCGGGAGGUUCUAAGAAAAUAAUCCUAGCAGCUGGCAAGGCUAUCGACCCUUUCUGGUCCAUCUAUCAGGUCCAUUUAAGUAGCGACGAUGCAAAGCAGUUGCUCGACGAGAUGAGGAUCGGAAAGCUUGACGAAAAAGAUCAAAAAAUUUUUGAACUGACUGACACAUCGGAUGCAUUUUGUGACGACCCAUGGAGUGAACGGAGCCCAUUAAUGAAAGUCAACUCCAAAAAGCCGUUUAAUGCUGAGCCGCCCCUUGAGGUUCUAGCCGACAACUUCUACACACCAAACUCAAUAUUCUUUGUGCGAAACCAUCUGCCUGUACCACGGAUUGAUAUCAAUAAAUACAGACUUACUGUAGAGGGAGAAGGGGUGCGAUCUUUCCAGCUUUCUUUGGAAGAACUGAAGACUAAGUUUUUGCAGCACGUGAUCAGUGCAACGAUGCAGUGUGCUGGUAAUCGACGUUCUGAAUUGUCUAAGGCUAAGACAGUGAGAGGGUUGGGGUGGGGUCAUGCUGCCAUUAGUACGGCGACGUGGAAGGGUGUCAAGUUGAGAGAUGUGCUAUUGUAUGCUGGAUAUAGACCGGAUGGUGGUGUACGGCAUAUUGAAUUUGAAGGAUUGGAUAAAGAUAUGGCAGGUGAACCAUAUGCCGUCUCUAUUCCCGUUGAGAAGGCAUUCAGUGAGGACGGCGACGUGCUACUUGCCUACGAGAUGAACGACAAACCACUUCCCGUCGAUCACGGAUUUCCACUUCGUGUGGUCGUCCCAGGCUCGGCCGGUGCUCGAAAUGCCAAGUGGCUGAGCAAAAUUAGAGCAAGAAAGGACGAAAGUCCAGGCUUCUGGCAGCAGAAUGACUACAAAGUGUUUGAUCCGAAUGCAUCGAUGGACACAGCAGACUUCAAGUCUGUGCCAGCAAUCCAAGAGACUCCAGUUCAGUCGGCGAUCAUUGAACCUCAAGACGGCAGCGUUGUCACCAUAGAUGAUGAUGUCAUUAAUAUCAAAGGGUACGCAUUUAGUGGUGGAGGUCGGGGGAUCAAUAGAGUUGAUGUGUCUGUCGAUGGUGGAAAAUCGUGGCAACUGGCUGAACUACAGGACGAUCUUGAACAGCCGUAUGGUAAGAGAUGGGCUUGGACGUUUUGGGAUAUUGAUGUGCCUGUUCCGAAGGAGCAUGCAGGGAGUCUCAAUGUCUGCUGCAAGGCGGUCGACUCUGCUGGUAACACGCAACCAGAGAGAGUGGAAAUGGUGUGGAAUUUUCGUGGAUUGUUAAACAACUCGUGUCACUGUGUGAACAUUAAGCUUCAGUGGCUGAGUCCCUGUAGGUUGUCUCGACGUUCUCCCUCUAUCGUCAGAAGACAGCAUGAAUUUGCAGGAAUGGAUCGAGCCCACUGGCGUCCACAAUUUACUGCAAUCAGUGCAGGCCUAGCAGCCAUUGGUGUUUAUGCAUUAUGGAAAAGCGACUCCGAACUCGAAUACCAAGUCGAAGUUCCUGGAAUUGAAACAAUGAUUCUACGAGAUUUCAAAGAAGGAGAUGAAGAGCACGAACUUCCCAUCAUAACCAGAAAAGAAGUAGAGCGUCACACAUCAGAGGAAACAGGCAUUUGGGUGACAUACAAAGACCACGUCUACGAUAUCACUGACUUUGUCAGACUUCAUCCUGGAGGCACCAAGAAAAUCCUACUAGCAGCAGGGAAAGCCAUCGACCCCUUUUGGUCUGUUUAUCAAGUCCAUUUCAGCAGUGAUAAUGCAAAACAGUUGCUUGACGACAUGAAGAUAGGACGGUUAGACAUGAAAAGUCGUACUUCAGUUGAACCCACAGUCAGUGAUGUAUUCAGUAAUGAUCCAUGGGCUGAGCGAAGUCCGCUGAUGUCUGUCAUUACAAGGAAACCGUUUGAUGCUGAAACGCCGCUCGACAGUUUGGUCGAUAAUUUCUACACACCGAACUCGAUCUUUUUCGUGCGAAACCACCUGCCUGUGCCGCUUGUUGAUAUCGAGAAAUACAAGCUGUGUGUGGAGGGAGAAGGACUCCGGUCUGUUGAACUGUCUCUUGCAGAGCUCAAGACAAAGUUCGUUCAGCACACGAUUAGUGCAACUAUCCAGUGCGCUGGAAACAGACGGUCGGAAUUGUCAAAAUUUAAGGCAGUUAAUGGACUGGGUGCUGGCCAUGCUGGCAUUAGCACAGCAACGUGGAAGGGUGUCAAACUGAGGGACGUGUUGAUGUUUGCGGGACACAAGGCAGACAGUGAUGCGUGUCACAUCGAAUUUGAGGGUUUGGAUAAAGACAUGACAGGUGAAGCGUAUGCCGUUUCUAUUCCUGUUGAGAAGGCGUUUAGUGAGGAUGGCGACGUGCUACUCGCGUACGAGAUGAAUGGCGGCCCGCUUCCUCGUGAUCACGGAUUCCCACUUCGUGUCGUCGUUCCCGGCUCGACUGGCGCUCGAAAUGCGAAAUGGUUGAGUAAGAUUAGAGCGAGAAAGGAUGAGAGUCCGGGAACGUGGCAGCAGAAUGACUACAAAGUGUUCCCGCCAAACGUAUCCCCGGAUAACGCCGACUUCACAUCGGUGGCGGCGAUUCAGGAGACUCCUGUUCAGUCUGUGAUCGUCGAGCCUCAAGAUGGCAGUUUGAUAUCAAUGGAUGAUGAGGUGAUUACCAUCAAGGGAUAUGCUUUCAGUGGGGGCGGGAGAGGGAUAAUGAGAGUCGACGUCUCUCUCGAUGGCGGAUCAUCAUGGCAACAGGCAGAGCUACAGGACGACAUUGAGCAGCCGUACGGCAAGCGAUGGGCGUGGACUCUAUGGACCAUCGACGUGCCGAUUCCUCAACAUCAUGCAGGGAAUCUCAACAUCUGCUGCAAGGCAGUCGAUUCGGCGAGCAACAGCCAACCGGAGAGAGUCGAAUCUGUUUGGAAUUUUCGCGGGUUUUUGAACAACGCGUGGCAUCGAGUCGAAGUCAGACUGGACGACGGCUAGUGACUUGACUGACAUCCGUCAAAACUCGAAGCCGAGAUAUCCGGGCUAAGGGUAUAGUUUAUUCAGUUGUAUUUGUCAUUCAGUGUUUCUCUAAUUUAUUCAGGAUUAGUAUGUCCUCGUUGACUUAGGGUAUCUUUUCUAAUGCCUAGAUGAUUAUACUGCAAUUUUGUUUAAAAUUAUUCAUCGAGGGUUAUUAAUAUUAAUAAUAUAGUAUUAGUUGAAUUUAACAAGAAGAAAA